Macrosiphum euphorbiae (potato aphid) is the source of this 285-nucleotide messenger RNA. The record is from the annotation of a GenBank genome assembly. Lineage: Eukaryota; Metazoa; Arthropoda; Insecta; Hemiptera; Aphididae.
AUGUGUGAAUUUCACCAACGAUAUCCCUUGGGAAAAGAAGGUCGGGAAACACUGGUAAUUUCGUGCCACGGAAUUGAUGCGAAACUCGUUUUGCGCCAAACAAUGUGGAAAUUCCAUCAAAUCACAUUAGAUGACGAAUGCCGCCGUCGAAAGGGCGGUGGUGUUCAUGUAUUUUUGAUGCCACGUAAUAAUAGGAAAAUGCUUCCAAUGGCGGUGGUUGCUAUACGCAGUAUUGAGAUAAAUAUGACGGGCGUGUUAAAGAUGAAAAAUGUCCCGGAUCUCUGA